GUGAUAAAUACAAAUAAAGAUUGGCCACAAAUGGGCUUUAAGUUUAAGCCUUACCCAACUAACAAUAGAGAAACUCACUUCACUCGCCACCGAUGCGCGUGAACUUGAGAGUCUGAGAAACACUUGAGCUACAACAUUUUUAAGAGUAUUCGGAUUCUCUCUCUCAUCUGCGACGUAUAAUUUCCCCAAUUUCUCAGAGAGACUCAAAAUCACCACCACCACCAAAUCGCCGCCAUGUUUAAACAAGCUUCUCGUCUCCUCUCCCGAUCUGUCGCCGCCGCAUCUUCCAAAUCGGUGACGACUCGUGCCUUUUCAACGGAACUUCCAUCGACGCUCGAUUCCACUUUCGUCGAGGCAUGGAAGAAAGUCGCACCGAAUAUGGACCCACCGCAGACUCCUUCUGCUUUCAUGAAACCUCGUCCUUCCACUCCUUCUUCUAUCCCGACGAAGCUCACCGUCAAUUUUGUCCUCCCUUACACAUCUGAGCUUACCGGGAAAGAGGUCGACAUGGUCAUCAUUCCCGCAUCAACAGGACAAAUGGGUGUCUUGCCCGGACACGUUCCAACAAUUGCUGAGCUAAAACCUGGCAUCAUGUCCGUCCAUGAAGGCACUGACGUGAAGAAAUACUUCUUGAGCAGUGGUUUUGCAUUCCUCCACGCAAAUUCCGUCGCUGACAUAAUCGCGGUGGAAGCUGUGCCGCUUGACCACAUUGACCCUAGCCAAGUCCAAAAGGGUUUAGCUGAGUUCCAACAGAAACUUGCUUCUGCCACAACAGAUCUUGAGAAAGCAGAGGCACAGAUUGGUGUUGAAGUUCACAGUGCCAUCAACGCAGCUCUCUCGGGCUAAAAGAAGGUUUCUUUCUUUAUUUCUUCGAAGAAACAAAAAAAAAACUAAAUCAUUUGGCUUUUCAAGUGAUUAGUGAAGUCCCUUUUUACUACUGCAAAGGAUGGAAUAUUGAUUCUUCUUGUUUAAUCGUGUUGGACUUUUGUUUGAAUAAAUGAUUUUGUUUAACGGGCACAAAAACCCACAAAAGUUUCUUGUGUUCAUAUCUCUGCACCUUUGUUUUUGUGUAUGACUUUGUUGUGUUGAGAAACUAAGUUGGAAUUUCUUUAAGGUUUCGUUUACUAAUAUUUCUUGUAACACCUGUUUUAACUUGUCUUUAAUCGCUUACUGUGUUUUCUUCUUCUACAGAGCCAAAAAUAAUAAAGAUUGUCGGGUUUUAUGUGCG
Molecule: messenger RNA, 1228 nt
Organism: Arabidopsis thaliana (thale cress)
Lineage: Eukaryota; Viridiplantae; Streptophyta; Magnoliopsida; Brassicales; Brassicaceae
Product: ATPase, F1 complex, delta/epsilon subunit
Exons: 2
Coding region: 235-846 (203 amino acids)
Biological process (GO): proton motive force-driven ATP synthesis
Cellular component (GO): mitochondrial inner membrane; mitochondrion; proton-transporting ATP synthase complex
Molecular function (GO): proton-transporting ATP synthase activity, rotational mechanism
Source: RefSeq, marked reviewed